UGUGUGUGUGUGUGUGUGUAUUUGUGUAUGUUUUGGGCUGCGCGCGCGGAAGGUAGGGAGCGCGCGCGCCGGAGGUAACGGCUGCUGAGGUGCAACUGCCCUGGCUGCACCAAGGAGGGAGGUAGGGAAUUGGCAUGUAGUGAGAAAAUGGCAGUUCUACUCAAGACUGGAUGUUCUUCCUGAUUUGCUUGGCAGGAUGUGUGGGGCUUUUUUUCAUGGAGACUGAGAACAAACCUGGAAGGAGACAAAACAGCUAAUGGCUUCUGAUUCUAUGGUCCCAGAGCAAGCAAAGCAUCAUGUGGUAAAAGGCAGAAGGCAGCAGCCACAGGAAAGGUCACCUUUGAACAGUGAUGGUGAAGAAGAAACAUUUGUAUUCGAAGCAAAUGAAGCUUGGAAGGAUUUUCACAGCUCUCUCCUCCGAUUCUAUGAAGCUGGGGAGCUUUGUGAUGUUACGCUGAAGGUGGGUUCGAAGUUGAUCUCCUGUCACAAGCUUGUCCUUGCUUGUGUUAUUCCAUACUUCCGAGCCAUGUUCCUUUCUGAAAUGGCAGAAGCUAAACAGACAUUGAUUGAGAUCAAAGACUUUGAUGGUGAUGCCAUAGAAGAUUUGGUCAAAUUCGUCUAUUCAUCUCGACUGACUCUGACGGUAGACAAUGUCCAGCCUCUCUUAUAUGCGGCCUGCAUUCUUCAGGUAGAAGUAGUGGCCAAAGCUUGCUGUGAAUACAUGAAACUACACUUCCAUCCUUCAAAUUGCCUGGCAGUGAGAUCCUUUGCGGAGAGCCACAAUCGUAUUGACUUGAUGGAUAUGGCCGAUCGCUAUGCAUGUGAACAUUUUGCUGAAGUGGUGGAAUGUGAAGAUUUUGUGAGUGUGUCACCUCAGCACCUUCAUAAACUGUUGUCUUCCAGUGACCUGAGCAUUGAAAGUGAAAAGCAGGUUUAUGGUGCUGCUAUUAAGUGGCUUCUGGCCAAUCCACAGCAUCAUGCUACAUGGUUAGAUGAAAUAGUUGCUCAGGUGCGCCUACCACUGUUACCCAUUUGUUUUCUCAUGGGAGUAGUGGCAAAAGAAGAAAUUGUCAAGCAGAACCUAAAAUGUCGGGACUUGCUGGAUGAAGCAAGGAACUACCACCUUCACUUAAGUAGUCAUACCGUGCCAGAUUUUGAGUAUUCUGUACGGACAACACCAAGGAAACGCACCGCAGGUGUCCUUUUCUGUGUUGGUGGUCGUGGUGGAUCUGGCGACCCAUUUCGCAGCAUUGAAUGCUACUCUAUAAAUAAGAACAGCUGGUUUUUUGGCCCUGAAAUGAACAGUAGGAGGAGGCAUGUGGGUGUAAUCUCUGUGGGAGGUAAAGUUUAUGCAGUGGGUGGACAUGAUGGAAAUGAACAUCUGGGCAGCAUGGAAAUGUUUGAUCCUCUCACAAAUAAAUGGAUGAUGAAAGCAUCAAUGAAUACCAAAAGGAGAGGGAUUGCUUUGGCUUCUCUUGGAGGCCCCAUUUAUGCUAUUGGGGGACUGGAUGAUAACACUUGCUUCAGCGAUGUGGAGAGAUACGACAUUGAAUCUGAUCAGUGGAGUGCUGUAGCACCUAUGAAUACGCCCCGGGGAGGUGUUGGCUCUGUGGCUCUUGUGAACCAUGUAUAUGCUGUUGGUGGAAAUGAUGGUGUAGCUUCUCUCUCCAGUGUGGAGAAGUAUGAUCCUCAUCUAGAUAAAUGGAUAGAAGUGAAAGAAAUGGGCCAGCGAAGAGCUGGCAAUGGGGUCAGUGAACUCCAUGGCUGCCUAUAUGUGGUAGGUGGCUUUGAUGACAAUUCUCCGCUGAGCUCUGUUGAACGAUUUGACCCUCGCAGCAACAAGUGGGAAUAUGUAGCGGAGCUUACGACGCCUCGGGGUGGAGUUGGCAUAGCAACGUUAAUGGGCAAAAUCUUUGCUGUUGGAGGGCAUAAUGGAAAUGCUUACCUGAACACAGUGGAAGCCUUUGAUCCUGUGGUGAACAGGUGGGAGCUUGUUGGUUCCGUGUCUCACUGCAGAGCUGGGGCUGGUGUAGCAGUGUGUGCCUGCCUUGGCAGCCAGAUCCGCGACGUGGGUCAAGGGUCCAGCAAUGUGGUGGAUUGCAUGUAAAUUUGAAGACUUUGUGAAAUGCCACAAUACUUUACAACCUUUGUGCAAAGACAUUUUGAUUUUUUUUAAAGCAGUAUGUGUAGAUACUCAAAAGCUUUUUUUAUUUAUAGAACUUGUUCAUGUUCAUACCUGGUAGCAAACCAUGGUUUAGCAUUACAUGCAUGAGCUGAAUCAAGUUCAGUGCAUCCUUGGCCUUCUUUUCCUUCCUCUCUCCUUGGUCUUGGGCUAUGUUUAGCUUCACUUUCCCUGAAUCUCAGCCUUUCUUCUCAUCUGGACCAGGGAUCCUGAUUUCUCUCAAAUCCUAGUUAAACAAACCACCUUCAUAAGAGUCUGGCUUAUCUUGAAAUUCACCAGAGUUUGUGAUAAAUCAAUGCUUUGGAAAACAGGACUAGUUGAGAUGCAAGGAAUGUCCUUUUGGCCACAAGGGAAGAGAGGGCAUCCACGGCAUUGCCAGGGCUCAUUCUAGCUCAUGCAUGUAGCACUAAGUUUGCAAAUAUGGCCUCACCAGUUGUUUAGUACAGGGGUGAGGAACCUGUGCCUUUCCAGAUGUUUGACUACAACUCUCAUCAUUCCUGAUCAUUGUCCAUUCUGCUGACGCCAAUGGGUGUUUGGGUCCAACAUUUGGAAGGCAACAGGUUGGUCUGGCUUAGAACACGUCCCCCAGUGUUUUCAUAGUAACAGAGAUGUGGGGACUUCAUUUUAAGCAUCUUAUAACUGCCAAAGAUGUUGGAGAACCUUUCGUCUGUAUAUUUCAAAUGACUGGGAUUUGUCCUCAAAAGUUGGUACACUUACAAUUAUCACAGUUAUCUAAAGAAUCCUUUAAGACUUGUAUACAUUCUGUUUAAAAACUCUUGACUUUAUGUGUAAAUGUGUUCUACAGUUGUAACACUAUGCAGACCCAUAAAAGCCCAGAAAACUCCAGAGUCCUGAAAAGCGUUAAUUAGGAAAUUGACUUGAACAACACUUGAGAGAUUCUGGUGUUCUGAUAUCUUGGUUUUCAGAAACUGCAUUUGAUGCCAGUUUUGUUUGCUCAGGCAACACAGAUGAAUCGGUUUGUAACAGAACAACUACAUUCUGCUUCCUUGUUGAAAAUUGUACAGUAGAAACAAGGAUCAUGAACUGUCUGGAUCAAGGAUUAUGAAAACAUAGUGAUUGCUGGUGAUGUUGUAACAGGGUGAAGUAUAUUGCUUAUGAACCAUCUUCAUUUCAUCCUAAUAGCUAGAGCAGAGGCUUUCAACCUUUUUGAGUCCACAGCUCCCUUGGCCAACUACAUUCUUUCUGUGGCACCCCUGUGGGGCUCAGGAGCCCAGUUAUGUCACCCUUUGCCUGCAGACCUGGCAGCCUCUCGCCCUUUUUUCAAAUGCCGUCCCUUGUGGCGUGUUCUCUCAGCCUCCUCUCCUUGGGAGUCCUCUGGGAAGCUGCUGCCGCUGCCCCUAGUCUCUGAGCUCUCCCCCUGCCCCAAAGAGAGGGGCCUCCUCACACUGCCCCACAGGAAGAGGGUGCCCCCAGGCUUAGUGGCCCAAUAGAAACUGGCCAAAGGUGAACGUGAGACCAGCAGCUUACUUUGGGAGGCAGCAAUGACAGCAGUGGGUGCUGCUGAGUCUGCAUGGUGGAAAAGACUCACCUUCAGCACUGGGCACUCACCUCUCAGGUAGACCUUGCACACAGUAAGCACAAGAAAGGUCAGCACAGCACCUGGCUGCCUGCCAGGCUUCCAACUUGUUUGCCUAUUUGCAACAGCAAGGGCUGGUGGACUGGCUAGCUGAGCUCUCUUGCCCACUUGCUUGCUUACUCCAAGGCCACCUCAGCUCCUGGCAACCAGCACCCCAUGGCCAGCCCCAGAGGCUCCAUUUGCCUGGGGAGAUUGUAGCCAGGGCUGCUGCAACAGACAGCCACACAAACCUUUGGGAGGCAGAGAUGUGAGAGGGCAUCAGAGGGAAGGAGAGAGAGACAGAGGCCACUUUUGCCCACGGCACCCCAACCAUCAUUCAAGGCACCCCAGGGUACCACGGCACACUGGUUGGAAACCACUGAGCUAAAGGGAUUUUUGUGUCCACUCUCCUGCUGUUUAUGAAUCGCCUUUCUCUGUUUUUCUUGAGGUUACUGACUUUUACUUCAGUUUCCAACCUUGCAUCUGAACCCUGGACCAUUCCAUUUUCAGAUUUCUCAUGUGACUUUUGGGACAAUCGUUCAGCAAAUCAAUCAGAAGCUGGUCAUCUUGUGCUGCUCACCUUGAAUGGACUUUUCUGGUUAGUUUGCAAAGCCAGAAAAUAAAUUUGCCUUAAUGGUAAUGAAUGGGAUAGGUUUUUCAGUUUUGUUUUUUCUUACCUAUGUGUCGCGUGUGCAUGUAUGCUCACUUUAUAUUCAAAACAAUCAUUGCAAGUCAUUUCCCAAAGAAGUUCUUGGGGCCCAAUACUGCAGUGCCACCGCAGGAUGGAGGAACCUUUGUGGAAUCCCUGUCAGAUGGUGACUUUGUCCCUGGGUGAAUAUCUGCAGAGAUCCAGAUGAAAGGAUUAAUAUGGUAUGAAGUUGUGGAACUAGGUUGACACCCAGCAUCUCACUGUGUGAGCUCCUUGAAGAAGCAGCAGUACAUAAGGAAAAGUUUGUAGUCUUAACCCAUGCUGGUUCAUUUCCAUAUCCCCCUCCCCUUCCUGGUGGGAGAGCUAGUGUUUUGGAAUGGAUCAAGCCUUUCUCUAGUGGUUUAUGUGUGUCUUGUUCUAUUGUUAACUUAGAGGAGAGUACAGUUGUUAAAUCAUGCUAAAUAUUUCUAUUGGGCAGCCUGAAGGAAAGAUGAAAUUAGACUUGUGUGUACAUUAGUUGAAGGUUUCCUUAAUUUGCAGUCUUUUCCUUUUAAAAUUUAAUUUACCUGAUUUGAUGUAGUGGGUCUAGUUUUUAUCCCCCCCCCCAAUUCUUUGUCAGAACUGCACUGAAUUUCUUUUGUUCUGGUUACUUAGCACUCAACCUUUGGAGCUCUGCAUGUGAGACAGUGUAUAGCUGUAUUUUAAGAGCAAGCAUCUUGGGGCAGCUUUCCUCUGCUGUGGCAAAAGCUCACGAGGCAAGAAACAGUGCCGCAUCCUUUUAUCAUAAAGGAAAUCGGGCAUUUUGAUGAGUAUGCGAUUUGGGAGCUGCCUCAACACAGCUACAUACAAAAUUGUAACUUCCCAUCUCACAAGGGAAAAUUUGGGGGAAAUGUAUAUGGCUAAAGCUUUAUGCCUAAACAUUUUAUGGUGGGUGGGAUUGGCUUUGAGGCACAAUAUGGGCAUAACAACACUGUGUUUCUUGGAGAAACAGUUAUUUAAUGAUUCUCUGUAUGUAGUUCUAUCACUUUACUAUUGCACUGCCACUUCUAAAACCUGGUUUGUAUUAGUCUGUGGUAUCCAGUGGACAAAAUGCAGAAUGAAGUGGUGUGAUAUGUUGUGUGGAAAUUGGCAAUAUUGUAAUAAAAUACAUUUAUUUGU
Molecule: messenger RNA, 5565 nt
Organism: Podarcis raffonei (Aeolian wall lizard)
Lineage: Eukaryota; Metazoa; Chordata; Lepidosauria; Squamata; Lacertidae
Gene: KLHL8
Product: kelch like family member 8
Exons: 10
Coding region: 257-2107 (616 amino acids)
Molecular function (GO): protein binding
Source: RefSeq, a predicted model, not a curated record